AAUAAGUGAAGUUGAGAUCCAGGCGGCAUGGCACAUAUUAGUCGUGGCAUCCUGCAUGCUAUGCCGUAACGAGAUUACGGUAGAGCUGUAAUCUAUUUAGACGCUGGGCCUUGGACACUUACAAAUUGUGGUUUGACGCAGUCCUUACGUUCUUUGCGUAGCUCAAAGACGCAACACAAACAGAUAAAGUUGACGAUAAAGUGCUAGAUUAUAUCCCAGGAUUAUUUAUUGAAGAUUGGUGAGGUUUGGAAAAUGCGGAUUAGUGUGCAGAACAAUUUUAGACGGGUUGGACUAAGUGCAAGUCUUGCGUUAACGAUACUUGUUUUCUUCUACGUUAUUAAAGAAACGGAAUCUGCGAGAGGAAAUUAUGUCAAGAAGUUAAUCGAUGACUUAUUCCUGACUUAUAACAAAGAUAUUCGUCCAGUCAACAACACGGAAGAAGCGGUUUCAGUAAAUUUCACUGUGUUCUUGUUCCAGAUAUUAGAACUUGAUGAACGAAAUCAGAUUCUUACUGCAUAUCUUUGGUUACGUCAGGAAUGGGUGGACGCAAACCUGUACUGGAAUCCAAAGAAAUACGAUGGAUUGGAAGAAAUUCGACUUCCAUCAAAAAGGAUAUGGCUUCCGGACAUUGUUCUUUAUAACAAUGCCGACGGUACAUUUCCAAAAAAUCUACAAACCAACGUCGUACUGACAUCGAAGGGCGAAAUUAGAUGGGACCAACCUGCAAUCACUAAAACAUCAUGCAAAAUGGAUGUUUCGUUUUUCCCGUUUGAUUCUCAGUCGUGCAUUUUUACUUUUGGAUCGUGGACUUUCUACCUGGAACAUUUGGACGUAAUUCCAACACAAGCGCAGGGAAACAGAGACGACUUUGUGACCAAUGUAGAAUGGCAAGUAGUUGAUAUGCCGGUAAAACGCGUAGUGGAAGAAUACUCAUGCUGUCCAGAUCCUUAUCCUAUUGUAGAAAUCACUCUCGGAUUGAAACGAAAAUCAACAUUUUAUAUUUUCAACUUGUUGCUUCCGUGCAUUUUCAUCUCCAUUCUUCUGCCUUUAACGUUCUAUCUUCCCGCUGAAUCUGGGGAAAAAGUUUCGCUCGGAAUCACAACUUUAUUGGCGAUGACUGUAUUCCAACUUUUGGUAGCGGAGAGCAUGCCUCCAUCGGAAGCAGUGCCUUUGAUAGGAAAAUAUUACAUCACGACAAUGGCUCUGAUGUCCUUCAGUACAGCUACAACCAUAUUUGUCCAAAAUAUUCAUUUUUGUGGUCCUAACCCUCCACCAGUUCCAGGCUGGAUGAGAAAAUAUAUUCUACAUUAUCUUGCUGGACUUCUCAAUAUCAAAAUACAUCAUAAACCACCAGAGCCACUGAGUGAUGCCUGUGAGUCCAAUGAGUCUCUUGCUGGUCAAAAAUCUAAAUUUCAUCACAAAAGCAGCACUAAACGUGAAAAAGUUGAACCGAAACCGAUCACACACGAUGAAGUGACUCCAUUUUUGACCAAUUCAAGACAGAAUCGUCACAUUUUGUCACCUGAAAGUGCACAAGAAAAAGAUGGUGUUUAUAGAAAACCAAAUGGUAAUUGUUUGAGAUAUACACAGAGUGUGAGAAGUUUUGCCACUACUCCAAUAAUAAGUGCGCCGGAACCUAUUGCCCAUGAAUUGACAAAAGAAUCCGAGGUCAACAUAUCUCAGUAUCAAUUUCAGAAACUAAAAGCAGACGCUCGUAGUAGUUGGCCCACAUUGUCACCGGAGUGUAUUGCCACACAGCCUCCGAUAGACCCGCCUGACUAUUUUGGAACUACAUUGCCACGCCCACCUUCAAUUUCAACGACCUAUCAACGACGGCCUUCACUCAAACGAAUCACAUCUCAACAAGUAAUGAGAUCCACUAUGCGUUCAUCUACUUCUACUCCAAUACCAUCUAACCCUCUAGAAAGUGCGAGUUUACGACGACAGAAUUUAGUUCAAAUGAAUGCGAUGACAAAAACAGCCGACUUUUCCGACGAUACAGAAGUAUCAGUGGUAACACCAGCGUGUAGCGAAUCUCCAAAGCGCCAUUCUUCCCCGGGACAAUAUCAUCGCAAACACUCUUCGCCUCAUGAGAUAACAGAUUCAGAAAAGACAUGGAAAGGACAAAACCCUAUACUUGGGCUUGGAUUCAGCUCGUACACUAUAAAUCAUCCACCACGAGAUCGAGAAAGGCGAAAAAGUUACGAGUUUCCUCCACAUUCCGAAUAUGGUUCGAGCACGAAAAUUUGUAGAAAUGGAUCAAAGAGGAGACCAAGCCGUGAAAUUUCAUCUCAAUUGAGCAGAAGGAGAUCAAGAAGUCAUUCACCCGGAAAUCCUCUUGAGAGUGAAUCAAAGCAAGCCGUUGUGUUCCAAAAUCACAGUACACAGACACCAUCUAGUGAUGAAAGUUCAUAUUUCCAUGACGACGCAAAAUUACGCAAAUCAAUUUCUAAAAACAUUUCAACUAUUGCGGAUCAUUUUCGAAGGCAACGAAAAGUUGUGGACAAUAUGGACGAGUGGAAAAAUGUUUCUCGCGUAUGUGAUCGAGCUCUUAUGUGGGUUUUUGUGAUGAUUCAAGUCCUUUUCAGCACUUUAAUUUUGUGCAAAAUAUUGUGAGAAAUAUUCUAACAUUUAUCGAAAGAAAUUCAUGUUCAAAGAAAAGAUAAUUGAUAACUAAUUGAGUAAAAAGGGGACUCUAGUAGUAUGUGUACCAGAUUAGGGUUAGGUCAUAAUUUUAUUUCGAUUUUCCCUAUUUUAGUAUUAUUACGAGUACGGGGACUGUCUGUAUUGGCCAAUUGAA
This is a messenger RNA of Styela clava, 2800 nucleotides long. The record is from RefSeq and is a predicted model, not a curated record. Lineage: Eukaryota; Metazoa; Chordata; Ascidiacea; Stolidobranchia; Styelidae.